AUGGCGUCUAAACCGAUCUCUUACCGCGCUUAUCCGAUCCAAAUUGACCCUUUACCUUCAUCUCUGCGUGGCGAGCAAACUUCUGACGGGGAGAUUCAGGAAGAGCAGCGCGACGGCUUUCAAAAAGGCAGUGUCCGGAUUCGUGAUCAGUGGUCAUCAAUCCUGUGGUCUGAUCAGAAUUUGAUUAUAGUGGUUGGCGGUAUCUUUAGUUGGGCAUUUGUAUACGCGGACGGAGAUGAACUGGGAGAUGCCAAAGCAAACACGAGAGAAGAAGUGUUACCUGAGCUUAAUGAGAAAGAGGCGGAAGAACAGUCGAACGACGAUGAGUCUAAGGACAAGUUGACGGAAAAGCCGCCGUCUCCGAAAGAUAACUGGUGGGGGUGGAAAUUGAAGCCUCGCAACAGGGCUGCUCUCAAUGCCGAUCCAGAGAAGGGCGCCCCAGGCAAGAGAGAGGAGAGGAAAUUGGUUCUUAUUGGGCCUAUGUAUGCGGCGCUUGCUACUGCAUUGGCUGCUUCGCGUCGGAAGGAUUGGGCAUCUGACUGUCGCACCUCUGACGUCCGAUCCAAGUCCGAUCAAUGGUCUAUCCGGGAAGAGGUUGUGUCACUCAGUAACGGCCAGGUCGCCCAGUCUGAUUUAUACUUUUACGGCGCUACGUUUUCGACGAGCUCACCUAGCUCUCGGCAGAAGGCUGCACAAAUCGAUAAUAGCGACACGCCUUUUGCUAUCACCAUGGCUAUUACCUCGACGCCGGACAAGGCGGACGUGAGAACAUCGUGGAUGCUCAAAUACUUUAGGAGAACGACGACUGAAGGCGCUCGGGAUUAUAUGAGACGUAUUAACCCGUCGUAUUCGGCCUCGAUUCCCCGCUGGAUCACACCUCCGGGCAUCGAACUCCCUCGAGACCUCUUAAGAAUGUGA
Laccaria bicolor S238N-H82 is the source of this 918-nucleotide messenger RNA. RefSeq lists its product as uncharacterized. Bases 1 to 918 code for a protein of 305 amino acids. The record is from RefSeq and is a predicted model, not a curated record. The transcript is spliced from 7 exons. Lineage: Eukaryota; Fungi; Basidiomycota; Agaricomycetes; Agaricales; Hydnangiaceae.